AUGGCUCAAAUGAUGCAAGGCAUGCAAGGACAACAGCCUCCUACUCAAGCUCCUGUUCCUCAAGCUGCAACUGGACCAGACUUUCGUGCUUUCUUCAGGAUGGAUCCUCCGGAGUUUGUUGGCGGACUUGAUUCACUCUUGGCUCAUGAUUGGUUAGCUGGUAUGGAGAGGGUGUUUCAAGCUAUUCAGUGUACUGAAGAAGAGAAGAGAGAGUUCACUACUUAUGCUGAGUGUUUGAGGCAAUGCUAUGUUGCCGAAAACAGUUUGAAGAGGGUUCAAGAAGAGAGGGACCAGAACAGGGCUAAUUUUAGGGAGCAAGGAAGAUCUACUCAACACUUGAGGCCCCGUAAUCCUCCCCCAAAGAUGAAGCAAAGCCAAGGUGACCGUUUCCCCCGACCUCCCUUUUGUGAUAAGUGUAGGAGGAAGCACACUGGAAAUUGUGAGAUCUCUUCUGUUAGAUGUUAUGAGUGUGGCGAGCAAGGUCACAUGAUAAGGAACUACCCGAAGAAGAGAGCUCCAAAAAAGACAGCAGGUCGUGUUUACACUUUGGAUUCAAGAAAGGCCAAGGGAAACAACAAUCUCAUUGCGGUUCUUUCCAAAGAACCUUCUGUGAGAGUUGAAUUGUCAGAGAUUUCGGUGGUGUGCGAAUUUCCUGAUGUGUUUCCUGAGGAUAUCACUUCUCUUCCUCCGGAAAGGGAAACGGAAUUCUCAAUCGAUCUUGUUCCUGGAACAGCCCCAGUUUCCAUCACUCCAUAUAGGAUGUCUCCUAUUGAACUCAGAGAGCUGAAGAGCCAAUUGGAAGAGCUUCUUGCUAAGCAUUUUAUCCAACCCAUUUUCAUGGAUUACAUGAAUCGAAUCUUUCAGCCAUAUCUGGACCAGUUUGUGGUGAUUUUCAUUGAUGAUAUUCUUGUGUAUUCUCAUACUCCCGAAGAUCAUAAAGAGCACUUGCAGAUUGUGUUACCUACUCUUCGAGAGAAGCAAUUGUAUGCCAAGUUCAAGCAUGGAUUGUUGGAGAAGUUUCGAAAUCUUAACCUUCAGUUUGAAUGGACGCCCAAUGGUGUGUUGAUUAGUAAUUUGAGCAUCCAGAAUGAGCUACGAGAAAGAAUUCAGACAUCACAGGAGUAUGAUGAGCAAUUAAAGGCGAACGAAGGCAUGUCUGAUUUUGUGAGAGCACCUGAUGGAGUAAUCUUGUUUAAGCAGAGAAUGUGCAUACCGAAUGAUUCUGAGUUGAAGCGUAUGAAGAGGGAGAUUGCAGAGUAUGUAGCACAAUGUUCCAUAUGUCAACAAGUUAAGAUUGAACACCAGAGGCCAGGAGGAAUGUUGCAAUCACUGGAGACCACUCACAAGGUGAUUCAUCUCGCAAGGCUUUUCAUAGCAGAGAUCGUACGGUUGCAUGGCGUGCCAUCUAGUAUAGUGUCCGAUCGUGAUCCAAAGUUCACUUCGAGAUUCUGGAAGAUGUUUCAUAAAGAAUUAGGGACUAGGCUGGAUAUGAGUACGUCUAACCAUCCUCAAUCCGAUGGGAAGACGGAGAGGACAAUCCAGAUGAUAGAAGAUAUGUUGAGAGCUUGCAUUUUAGAAGAAGCUCUAUACGGGAGAAAAUAUCGAUCACCAUUGUGUUGGGCCGAAGUAGGGGAGAAGAGUAUUCUUGGACCGGAGAUUAUACAAGAAACUACCAAGAAAGUUAAGAUGAUCCAAGAUAAUCUUAAGAAAGCCCAAAACCGACAAAAGAACUAUGCGGACAAGCGAAGGAGACCUUUAGAAUUUGAAGUUGGUGAUCAUGUGUAUUUGAAGGUUACUCCAAGGUUGAGAUUGGGAGGACCGUUCAAAACGCAUAAACUCAGUCCGAGGUAUGUGCGACCAUAUCAGAUUAUGAGCCGGGUAGGUGAAGUGGCUUAUCAGUUGGCAUUACCACCUUCACUAUCCGGGCUGCAUGACGUAUUCCACGUAUCUUAA
Vicia villosa (hairy vetch) is the source of this 1953-nucleotide messenger RNA. RefSeq lists its product as uncharacterized. Gene Ontology annotation, molecular function: nucleic acid binding. Gene Ontology annotation, biological process: DNA integration. The transcript has 8 exons. The record is from RefSeq and is a predicted model, not a curated record. Lineage: Eukaryota; Viridiplantae; Streptophyta; Magnoliopsida; Fabales; Fabaceae. Bases 1 to 1953 code for a protein of 650 amino acids.